AUGUCCCCGACAUUUAGCACCUCGAAAACUGACCGCGUCCGUCAACAAACAGAGCAGUUCAUCGAGUUCUACUACAACCAGUUCGACUCGGAUCGCAAGGGACUCGCCAGCCUUUACCGUGACCAGUCCAUGCUGACUUUCGAGUCUGCCUCUUCUCUCGGUGCUACCAACAUCGUUGAGAAGCUUUCGUCUCUUCCUUUCGAGAAGGUCAAGCACCAGGUUUCCACCCUUGACUCUCAGCCCACUCUCGAGGGCGGUAUUAUGAUUCUCGUCACCGGACAGCUCCUUGUCGACGAAGAGCAGCGCCCCAUGAACUACACCCAGGCUUUCCAGCUGUUGCGCGACCCUACCGGCAACUACUUCGUUUUCAACGACAUCUUCAAGCUUGUCUACGGUUAA
Molecule: messenger RNA, 399 nt
Organism: Colletotrichum karsti
Lineage: Eukaryota; Fungi; Ascomycota; Sordariomycetes; Glomerellales; Glomerellaceae
Product: nuclear transport factor 2
Exons: 4
Coding region: 1-399 (132 amino acids)
Biological process (GO): protein import into nucleus
Cellular component (GO): nuclear pore central transport channel
Source: RefSeq, a predicted model, not a curated record